AAACUUUCGAUCGCGGAUCUUACGUUCUCCAUGAGACGGACGACAGUGGGCUCGAAGCCGCGGCUCAUGAUGCGCUCGCUCAACACUCGCACGGGCUUGGUUAGCAUGGCGGACGUCUCAGUAUCUCUUGCUCUUCGUCGUUCCGGCGCUGCUGCCAAAGUCUCCUGUUGGGUUGUGGUGCCUCCACUUCACUGCAACUCGACUUGCGUUUUUCCGCCCCACGUGAAGUUUCGAAAAGACCUUGUGACAAGCACUCACCAGCUUGUUCGCAUAGUGAAACCAAGAUGCGGUGGAAAUGGGAUCUGUUUGCGCAUUUUCAAAGCCACAAUUGUAGUCAUGUGCUAA
Messenger RNA from Phytophthora nicotianae INRA-310, 345 nucleotides. RefSeq lists its product as hypothetical. The transcript has a single exon. The annotation marks the transcript as partial. Lineage: Eukaryota; Oomycota; Peronosporomycetes; Peronosporales; Peronosporaceae. The record is from RefSeq and is a predicted model, not a curated record.